AUGUCAGACGUUCAGAAUCUAACGCUGGAUUUCCAGAAAGGGGCUCCAGUUGAGGAGGUUUUCGAGCAGCUGCGGUGCACCGAGAAUGGCCUCACGGAGGAGGAGGCCGAAGAGCGGCUCAAGAUUUUCGGGUAUAACAAGCUAGAGGAGACGAAGGAAAACAAGUUUCUCAAGUUCCUCGGCUUUAUGUGGAAUCCUUUGUCAUGGGUGAUGGAAGCUGCAGCGAUCAUAGCUAUUGUCAUGCUCAAUGACGGCAGUGGAGAUCCCCCCGAUUAUCCAGACUUCAUUGGGAUAAUUAUUCUUCUUUUGGUGAACUCCACGAUAAGUUUCUUUGAAGAAAACAAUGCCGGAAACGCUGCGGCUGCUUUGAUGGCACGGUUGGCUCCUCAGUGCAAGGCUCUAAGGGACGGGAAAUGGAAAGAAAUGGAAGCGAAGUUCUUAACUCCUGGUGACAUCAUAGCCAUAAAGCUUGGAGACAUCAUCCCUGCAGAUGCUCGCCUGCUCGAAGGAGAUUCCUUGAAGAUUGAUCAGUCUGCUUUAACUGGCGAGUCUUUACCUGUGACGAAAAGGCCUGGAGAUGAAGUACUUUCAGGAUCAACUUGCAAAGUAGGAGAGAUGAACGCUGUUGUCAUCUCCACCGGCGUUCACAGCUUCCUGGGUAAAGCGGCUCACCUUGUUGACAGCACAAACAAUGUGGGACACUUUCAAAAGGUCCUGACGUCCAUUGGAAACUUCUGCAUUUGCUCUAUUGCUGUGGGAAUAUUUGUGGAGGGAAUCGUCAUGUGGGCGGCUCAUCACCAGACUUAUCGUCAGGGCAUGGAGAAUUUACUGGUUCUUCUCAUUGGUGGAAUACCAAUUGCUAUGCCGACGGUUCUUUCGGUAACCAUGGCGAUUGGUUCGCACAGAUUAUCCCAGCAGGGAGCUAUAACAAAACGCAUGACAGCUAUAGAGGAAAUGGCUGGUAUGGACGUCCUUUGCAGUGAUAAAACGGGCACUCUUACUUUGAACAAGCUUACUGUCGACAAGAGUCUUGUUGAGGUGUUUCCGAAGGACAUGGACCAAGACACGGUUGUGAAGCUUGCAGCAAGAGCAUCCAGAUUAGAAUGUCAAGAUGCUAUUGAUGCUGCAAUUGUAGGCAUGCUCAGUGAUCCGUCGGAGGCCCGAAAAGACAUCGAAGAGAUCCACUUCUUGCCAUUCAAUCCCGUCGAAAAGCGAACGGCAAUUACCUACAUAGAGAACGGAAAAUGGUAUCGAGCAAGCAAAGGAGCUCCCGAGCAGAUCUUAGCUCUCGUACACAACAAACAAGCAUUGUCCCAGAGAUUCCAUACCGUGGUUGAGCAACUUGCUCAGCGCGGUCUGCGAUCACUUGCAGUGGCUAUCCAGGAAGUCCCUGAGGAAUCCAAGGAUUCUCCAGGAGGCCCAUGGACACUUUGCGGCGUGCUACCACUUUUUGAUCCACCUCGUCAUGACAGUGCUGACACCAUCCGCCGUGCGCUCAACCUCGGUGUCAAUGUCAAGAUGAUUACUGGCGAUCAGUUGGCGAUUGGUAUUGAAACCGGUCGUCGAUUGGGCAUGGGGACCAAUAUGCAUCCCUCUAAAACGCUGCUAGGAGAAAAUAAGGGGGAGCUUGGCCCGGAAAUGGAUGAACUGAUUGAAAACGCUGAUGGAUUUGCUGGGGUCUAUCCAGAGCACAAGUACAUCAUCGUAAAGCGACUGCAAGAGAAAAGGCACAUUGUCGGGAUGACGGGGGAUGGAGUUAACGAUGCUCCCGCUCUGAAAAAAGCCGAUAUCGGCAUUGCUGUUGCAGAUUCCACAGACGCAGCAAGGAGUGCAGCAGACAUUGUUUUGACAGAACCGGGUCUUAGUGUGAUCAUCAGCGCUGUGUUGACAAGUCGAGCAAUAUUCCAAAGGAUGAAAAACUAUACGAUCUAUGCCGUGUCGAUCACUAUCCGUAUAGUGCUGGGAUUCGCGCUGCUUUCGAUAAUCUGGAAGUUCAACUUCUCACCUUUCAUGGUUUUGAUCAUUGCCAUUCUAAACGAUGGCACUAUCAUGACUAUAUCCAAAGAUCGUGUCAAGCCAUCUCCUUCCCCAGAUAGUUGGAAGCUCAAGGAAAUUUUUGCAACCGGGAUCACACUGGGCACAUAUUUGGCAUUGAUAACAGUUUUGUUCUUCUACCUCGUUCAGGAAACUAAUUUUUUCCAACGCGUCUUUGGCGUCUCAGAUAUCUCGGGCAAGCCCAGGGAGCUGAACUCGGCAGUUUACCUUCAAGUUAGCAUUGUCAGCCAGGCGCUUAUUUUUGUUACUCGCUCUCGGAGCUGGUCAUACGUAGAGAGGCCCGGUUUCUUGCUCUUAGCGGCUUUCGCCGCCGCUCAACUGGUUGCUACCAUCAUCUCUGCUCAUUUACAGCUCGGUUUCGCUAAAAUCCACCCGAUUGGCUGGAAAUGGUGCGGGGUGAUAUGGCUAUUCAGCAUUGUCUUCUAUAUUCCACUCGAUAUUAUCAAGUUUGCCAUCCGCUACUUUCUCUUCGGUCACGUAUGGGACUUGGUCCUGGAGCGCAAGAUUGCGUUUACGAGGCAGAAAGACUUCGGCAAAGAGGCGCGAGAGCUACAAUGGGCGCAAACGCAGCGAACACGUCAUGGCCUACAGAAGACGCCGGAGAGAGGAGGAAGCUUCAUGGAUAAAAUGGGAUACCGGGAGCUAUCGGAUAUCGCGGAGCAAGCCAAGAAACGCGCGGAGAUGGCCAGGCUCAAGGAAGCUCACACGCUCAAAGCUCAUAUCGAGUCUGUGAUCAAGCUCAAAGGUCUAGAUCUCGACGGCGUCAACCCGCACUACACGAUCUAA
Molecule: messenger RNA, 2841 nt
Organism: Selaginella moellendorffii
Lineage: Eukaryota; Viridiplantae; Streptophyta; Lycopodiopsida; Selaginellales; Selaginellaceae
Product: plasma membrane ATPase
Exons: 21
Coding region: 1-2841 (946 amino acids)
Biological process (GO): proton export across plasma membrane; regulation of intracellular pH
Cellular component (GO): plasma membrane
Molecular function (GO): ATP hydrolysis activity; ATP binding; P-type proton-exporting transporter activity
Source: RefSeq, a predicted model, not a curated record